Tachysurus vachellii is the source of this 4337-nucleotide messenger RNA. RefSeq names its product telomerase reverse transcriptase (gene tert). Lineage: Eukaryota; Metazoa; Chordata; Actinopteri; Siluriformes; Bagridae. The record is from RefSeq and is a predicted model, not a curated record. The transcript has 16 exons. Bases 104 to 3283 code for a protein of 1059 amino acids. Gene Ontology annotation, cellular component: telomerase catalytic core complex. Gene Ontology annotation, biological process: telomere maintenance via telomerase. Gene Ontology annotation, molecular function: telomerase RNA binding; telomeric repeat DNA binding.
CUGAGGAACACGUGGGUCCGUUGUAUGGGAUUAUAAAACCUUUUUAAAACUAUUUUACAAUAGUUCCGUUUAUUUAGUGUCUGUGAAAGGAAACGUGAAUAAAAUGACGGAUUACAGUUUGACACGUGUGAUGGACGUCCUGAGGGGUUUGUACGGGCGCGUGCAGACGUUAGAGGAGUUUAGUGACAGUGUAAAGUUUAGUAAUGGACAGAAACCAGCUCUACUUCAGGAGUGUGAUUCAGUUAGGUAUAAAGUACUGACUCGGGGUCUGAUAGUGUGUGUAGAGUCUCCUGUUACACACUGUCCCAGCUCUGCACAGCUGGGCUCUCUGCCUGAGGUGCUAGCAUUUGUCUUGAACCGCAUGAAGAUGAAGAAGAAGAGAAACGUUCUAAGUUUCGGUUACCGCUUCAGCACCGGUCGGACCGACUCGGACCCUUUCAAGUUCCACGGCUCCAUUUCUCAAAGCGCUGCAUUCAUCUGUGGUAGUGAAGCCUGGGCAAAAAUCAAUCAACGGCUGGGAACUGACCUCACCCAGUACCUGCUGACUCACUGUGCCAUCUUUACCACAGCACCCCCUACCUGCCUGGUGCAGCUCUGUGGCGUUCCUGUGUACGAUUUAGUACCUGUACACACCUGGUCUGGAUUCUUCCUCAACUCCUGUAACAAAACUGACACGUUGAACAGGAACCGACGGAUUGGCAUAAAAAAAGAGACUGGCAUGAGGAAAGGAGAGAAAAGCAAAUGGAAACGUCAGGUGAAUGCUAAAAACACUAAAAAGAGAAGGAGAGAAGAAGGAAAAAAAGAAGAGGAGAACAUCAAGGAGAGUAACCCUGCAAAGAAAAGACAUAUUGAAGUCAUAAAGCAAGAUAGUGAUGUGGAAAGGUCCUGUAUCAAUAAAAGUGUUUGUCCAGGUCAAUCAGAGACACCUGAGAUUAGCCCUGCUCCCAAACAUGGCCUCUUCAGUUGGAAGCCGUGUGACCAACCCCCACCUCGCCCAUCUCACUGUUUCAUAAGUGUAUUGAACAUGCUCUACGGUGGCCGCGGCAUGAAGGGCUUCCCACUGAACAGGAAGUUGCGGGGCCAAGUGGGUGGAGCCAGAAGGAUGCUAGGUGCAGAUGUAGUCAGGAUGGUAUUUCGUCUCAAGGACAAGGCCAAGCUGUCAGGGUCAUCAUCACAAAACCAAAAGCUACCUAAGCGUUUUUUUGCCAUGGUCCCAAUCUUCACUUUGCUGUUGCGGCGUCACAGGAAGUGCCAUUACGUUCACUUCCUGUCUCAGAAGUGUGCAACUAGUGAAGGCAAAGGGGACAUGGCGUCUCUUUUGUCUUCUCAUUGCUCAUCCUACAGAGUGUAUCUGUUCGUGAGGGCGUGUGUGCGCUUUGUUAUUCCAGAUGAACUCUGGGGUUCUCAGCACAACAUGAUGCACUUCCUGUCCAGAGUGAAGCACUUCCUGCGACUGGGGAAGUUUGAAAAACUGUCAUUGGCUCAGAUCAUGUGGAAGAUCAGAGUGAGUGACUGCCGUUGGCUGGGGCAUAAAAAAAGUCAGUGCCCGAGUGAGCAUCGUUACAGGGAGUGGAUUUUUGGACAGUUUCUGCUCUGGGUGCUUAAGGACUUUGUGAUCGGUCUUGUUAAGUCUUUAUUUUAUGUCACAGAGAGUGUUGGCAAUAAGCAUGUGCUGAGAUUCUACAGAAGACACAUCUGGACCACACUACAGGACCAGGCCUUCAGGGAGCAUCUCAUUAAAGGCCAAUGGGAAGAGCUGAGUCCUGCAGAAGUAGCAUCACUACCCAAGAACUCUGUAACAUCCCGCAUUAGAUUUAUCCCAAAAUCUAAUGGUAUGCGUCCAAUCACACGCUUAAUCAGAAGUGCAGCAGCGAUGCAGUUCCAGAGUUCAGUACGCGAUCUUCAGAACGUGUUGAGUGUGUGUGUUCGAGAGCGGCCGACUCUGCUCGGCUCGACCGUGUGGGGACGACAGGAUAUUCACAGAGUGCUGAGAUCCAUUACUCACACACACACUCCGCUGUACUUUGUUAAGGUGGACGUCAGUGGGGCGUACGAUAGUCUCCCCCACUCAAAGCUGUUAGAGGUGGUGCAAGAUGUUCUCAAGCCAAUGGAGGAGAACCGAUUCUCUCUGAGACACUAUGCUAAAGUGUGUACUAACUCAGAACAGGAGAUCAAGAAACACUUCUGUACCAGGGCUGAAGCUUGUGAAUCGUUGAACAUGAAGGGUUUUGUAAUAGAGGAGCAGAACAACGGAAAGCUCCGUGAUGCCAUUUUAGUGGAGAAGCUCUCUGUGGAAGUUAUGGGCUCAGAUGUGUUUCGGUUCUUCAAGCAUAUGCUGAGCAACUACAUCAUCCAGUAUGACAAGAAGCUGUUCCGGCAGGUGUGUGGUGUUCCUCAGGGUUCAGCUGUCUCCACCAUGCUGUGUAAUUUGUGUUAUGGCCACAUGGAGAACUGCAUGCUGAAGAACGUCAGAGAGAAAGGAGGGUAUUUAAUACGGUUGGUGGAUGAUUUUCUCCUGAUCACUCCCAGACUGAGUAAAGCAGUGGACUUCCUCAGGACAUUAAUGGCAGGUGUUCCAGAGUACGGCUGUGUGAUUAACCCUCAGAAGGUGGCAGUGAAUUUCCCGGUGAGAGACGAGCUGAAGUGUGAGAAGAUGACGGUUUUCCCAGCACACUGCUUGUUCCCAUGGUGUGGGCUGCUGGUGGACACCCACUUGCUCCACGUCUACAAUGAUUACUCCGGGUAUGCUGGCCAAUCACUGCGCUACAGCCUGACGUUAGGCUCCGCCCACUCACCUGCUGUGUUUAUGCGGAAGAAGCUGCUGAUGAUCCUCAGGCUGAAAUGUGACAGUGUUCUUCUGGACCUUCAGUUAAACUCCAUUGAGGCAGUGUACAAAAACAUCUACAAGAUUCUCCUGCUGCAGGCCAUGAGAUUUCAUGUGUGUGUGAAGAGCUUGCCGUUAGGACAGGGUGUGUGGACAAACCCAAUUUUUUUUCUGAAGAUGAUCUGGAGUAUGGUGAAGAUUACCAACAAGAGCAUGACACACAGCAACUCAGGAGUGUGUGUUGACGGUGUGUUGCAGUGUGAAGCCGUACAGUUGUUGUGUUGUUUGGCGUUUGACGUGAUCCUGACGCGUCAUCGUUCUCUGUACCGCUGCCUCCUCCCUCACAUCAACAAAAGGAGGAGGAGUCUAAUGAAUACGCUCCGUGGCAUCAGACUCGCACGAGUUCUCCAGGCUGCGACUCCCAGAAUUCCUCGUGACUUCACCACCAUCCGCUUCUGAACCCUCCACAAUCACCACCAGGAGCCAUAUCAAAAUAAAUCACUGGGUGCUUUUGUAACUAGGAUUUAUACCAUUUUAAAUACACUCAUCCUUUGUUCUGGUGACUUCUCAUCGAACGUGAUUGUUUACAGAAAUAAGAGUUGUUUGUUUAUAUUUGCUGGUUGUAUAAAUGUAUAAAAGUGAGCGGGGCUAAACCUGCACUAUAAAAAUGUAGUGAAAUUAUACACCAGUCGUGUUACAAACCUCACACAGAAAGGUACUGAAUUCUGAUAGAUUAGAUUAGAUUAGUAUCCUUCGAUCACAGUGGUGUAGUCCGGGCCAUACGCACGUAUACACAGUAUGCUUACUUUUUCCACAGGGCUUUUUGCGUAUAACGACUUCUAUGUCUUAAUAUUAGCGUGUACCCGCGAUAAACCCACUUGUUGUGCUAAAACGUCCAUAAUUUACCCUCGUCUUUUCUUCCCCUUUAACUGCAUCGCAUUUUUUAACUCGCGAAACUUCGUUGUAAUUGGUUCAAUUUUGUUUGAAUCCCGCCCCCUUUCCCCGCCCCUUUCCCCACCCCCGACAGCUGUCGUGUACCAACUUCACCGAGUGUUUACAGGAGGAGAGUUUAGUUCAUUAACAGAAGCUGGUGUCCUGCUGAAGCACACUUAAGUAAAGUUGGCCGUAUAUUUACAGAUUGGAGUUUCCCGAGUCAAUAACUCCUGAACUAAACACUGUCACUACACAAAUAACCUCUUUUUCACCGUAGUAAUGUAGAGACGCAGCUUUCCGGUGGACAAAAUACACGUCUCUAUGUACAGACGGCUGAGAGACAGAUUCCAAGGGAGCGUCUGUAAAGUGCAAAACCCGAAAAGCGAAUACUACAAAAAGUCAUUAACUUCAGUGUAAUACACUGUACUGUCACCAGCUCACACACACACACAUCACUGUAAUACACUGUACUGUCACCAGCUCACACACACACAUCACUGUAAUACACUGUACUGUCACCAGCUCACACAUCACUGUAAUACACUGUACUGUCACCAGCUCACACACAUCACUGUAAUAC